CUUUUGUUUUGUCGGCAAGGCUUGGUCAUUCAAAUACAGCUCUCACUGAAUUUGCGUGGCGUCAAAAAAAACAACUCUAUACUCCAGCAUUUUUUAUUACUGCGUUAGGGUUUGAAAGAGGGACAAGUCAGGCCCCCAGAUUCAGUUACACGGCUGUAAAAGGAAAAAAGGGGAAGGCAAAAGAAAGAGAGACCGAAUCAAUCCAGGUUGUGUAGUUUAAGCCAUUGGAGCAGGAGGGUGAGAGGAAGAGGACGAAGGACAUUCAGGGGACAGUGAGUAACUGCGGAGUCCCACCUCCAGGGAGGGAGGGUAGUGUUUACUCUGUGCUCCUAGGCCUUACCAAAAAAGGCUUAACAUCAUGUGGACAACUGCCCAGGUACCUGAGGACAGCAGUAGACCGUUGAAUAUCACACAGCAAGUGGUUCCGCGGCCAGGCCGCCACAGAAAGCCCAUGACGGCUCCAAAGCCUCAGAAAGAGAAGGCGUCUAAGAGGAAAACAAUAAUUCUGACUGUCCUGGUAGUUGUGGUGUUACUGGGCAUACUGGUCACUGCAGCAUACUUUAUUAAGCAGCUGAUUGACAGCAAGUAUUUCUUCUGCAAGAGUUCAGUGAAGUUUAUCCCGAUAGAAAAGGCCUGUGACGGGAAUAGUGACUGUUCUGGAGGAGAGGAUGAAAUUACAUGUCUAUCAAGCUUUAAGGUCAACACUACCUUUCCAGUGCGGCUCAUAACAGAUCAGAAGGUACUGCAGGUCUACAGUCCUGGCCCAGGUUGGCGGAGUGUGUGUAGCGAUGACUGGACUGGGGUACACACACAGACAGCAUGUAAACAACUGGGAUACACAUUUAACCCUCAAAGCAAAGGUGUCACAGUGGACACUUUGUUGUCAACUCUGAAAACUGGACCAUUCACAGCUAUCAGGCCUGGGACUACAAAAACACCCAUUCAUCAGGCUACUAUAGAUCGCACUGUAUGCAAAUCCGGAUCUGUGGUUUCUUUGUCCUGUUCAGACUGUGGACAGGUGGGCAAUCAGGACCGUAUUGUUGGGGGUUCGGAUGCUUUGAUUGAUGACUGGCCCUGGCAGGUUAGCUUGCAGCAAGGAGGCCAACACACAUGUGGAGGCUCACUGGUGUCCCCACGUUGGGUUGUCACUGCCGCCCAUUGCUUCACUGGCAGUAAAAAGGAGCUCAGUCGCUGGAGAGUGGUGUCAGGCCAGACAUACAUGGGCACUCUAGGAGGUUCUUAUGUGGACAGAAUCAUAUUAAAUGGAAACUACGAUCCUGCACGAAAUGACUACGACAUUGCAAUGAUGAGACUCAGCAGCCCGAUAUCAGUGGCAGUGAACCGCAAACCAGUUUGUCUACCUCCUAAAGCCUUUCGCCUUCCUUCGCAAGCCCCCAUGGCUGUGACUGGCUGGGGAUACCUGGAGGAAAAUGGUAAUGUUUCUCCUUUACUUCAGAAGGCCACUAUUCCUCUGAUAGACUGGCUGAAGUGCGCCAGCCCCACAAUGUAUGGGAGUUCAAUAACCCAAAGGAUGAUGUGUGCUGGUUUCCUGGAUGGGGGAGUGGAUGCCUGCCAGGGGGACAGUGGGGGUCCUUUGGUGUAUUUCACUUCCUCUCAUUGGCAUCUGGUUGGAGUGGUGAGCUGGGGUGUGGGCUGUGCCCGGGAGAGAAGGCCAGGUGUCUACACCAAUGUCGAAGAGAUGCUAAACUGGAUUCAUACAGUAGUUGAGAAAAACCCCUGAGGUCUUCUGAUGUGUUGAGCAGAAACUCAAGACUCCAGUCAAAUCUGCCUUGGACCACCAGUGAACUCAAAGGAAGUUUCAGUUUCACUGUGGAUAACUAAAGUGAGGAGACAGAGGGAAAGAAAGGAAGUCAAAGAUACAUUUAAGUAGCAACACAAAAUACUUGUUAAACACAGCCAAAUGCAAAAACACUGCAAACACACACACACACACACACACACACACACACACACACACACACACACACACACACACACACACACACACACACACACACACACACACACACACACACACACACACACACAUGGUUUCACACACAUUUUAUUUCAGGUGUUUGUGCCAUUUCAGGUUCUUAUCUCAGGGGAAAGGUAUAUUUAUGUUAUGUGUUGCUGGCCAGUCUGGGCCAAAUUUACUGUUAAUGCAUUGGUAUCAAAUGUGAAUAUAUUUGACCACUGGUUUUAACAAAAGGACUUAGCAAUAACUGUAAACUCUGGGAAUUGUGAAGAGUUUGGAUCUUACCAGACUGGCAGACCUUAGACAUAAUGUACUUCCUUACUAUGUUCUAUGAUUUUUGUUGUUUUGUGUUGUGUUAUGAGGGGUUUAUACAAUGAACGGCUAUGUUAGAAGAGGUGACAGACAGGGUAAACCUGUGUUAAGGCCAGCAGAAGUCAGUGUGUCAGGUUAAUGUCAACAAUACAAGUGAUUAUGUUUAUGGUGGCAAUUCAGUUGAUCUGAUGGCUGUCCCUUGAUGCACCUUUUUACAGAUUGAUCUACAUGAGCACUUUAAAUGAGAAUUACUUGACUUUACUGUUUGUGCAUAUCAUUGAAUUUACUAAUAAUGCACUAAAUACUAACUUUGACCACACUGUUACGUAUUCAUGGUGCCUCCACACCGAGUUUCAAAGUGCAAUCUGAUAUCCAGCAUGCAUUCAGAAAACUCACACCAUUUAGGUGGUGGCCUCUGAGUUUAUGCCUUUAUAGCAAAAGGAUAUUAUUGUAAAUUCUGAAAAAGUGAGCGAUAGAGAUAAGUAUCUACAUUUGUAAAUGUGUGUAUUCAGGAAAAAUCAUGUAUUUCUAUAUUUUAAAUGGAGUUGUAGCAAAUCAAAACAAUGCAUCCUUUUUAUUUGGAAUAUUUAUCCUUUAUUGUCUGGGACAUGCACUCAAAUUAGUAUAAAUUGGCACUUUAAUUUAAAAUACAAUAUUUACAUAUUGUGUUUUACUGUAGGAUAGGAAUAGCUUUUCUUUCAAGGUUUGGUGGUUGCCAGUGGAUAAUAUUUGACUGUAUGGUAUUUUUUGUCGAUUAUUUUUUAUACUGUAAAUAGCUUGUAAAUAUAAUAAAGACUUUCUUCUUCAA
Molecule: messenger RNA, 3098 nt
Organism: Eleginops maclovinus (Patagonian blennie)
Lineage: Eukaryota; Metazoa; Chordata; Actinopteri; Perciformes; Eleginopidae
Gene: tmprss4a
Product: transmembrane serine protease 4a
Exons: 13
Coding region: 359-1741 (460 amino acids)
Biological process (GO): proteolysis
Cellular component (GO): membrane
Molecular function (GO): serine-type endopeptidase activity; protein binding
Source: RefSeq, a predicted model, not a curated record